AUGCAGAAUCCGUUCGCGAAUAAUACCCCUUCAUCUUCUCCAGUAAAACGGGCACCAGGCCAAAGUGGUAGGGUUGUGAAGAGACCUGCUUCUUCGUCGACUACGCUAUCUAAUUCAUCUUCAAGCUCAUCACUGCUAGCUUCACCUGUAAGACGACCUAGAUCUUCUUCAUCUGGAGGGUCUACAGCGUUUGCGGAUCGAUUUAUACCGAAUAGAACUGAAAUGGACUUGAAUACAGUGAGUUCUAUUAGAUCUAACCCGAAUAUACCGAUCUUCAAGCCAUCUAGUGGGUCGGAUAACCGUCUUGAGUGGGAGAGGGAACGUCAGGCGCAUCACACUUUUGAUAUUGUGCUAAAGAAUGAGCUUUUUGGAGAGCUGAUAAAUACGGAUUCGAACAGUGGUGAUAAUAUAUCAAGGAUCCAGUACUCUGAAUCUUUAGAAAGACCUUCGACACCUCCUAGCGGGCUGAGAGAUGGAGAAGGGGAUACUGAUGAGGAUGAGGACCAGGAAUUGCAUCAAACGACGACUUCAGAGCCUCUAUUUCCGACGACUCCGAGGAGAAGUCAUAAUACAAGCUUCAUAAAUAAUGACCAUUCACAAAGGCCAACUUCAAACACGACAAAGGGUGUCAGUUUAUUCAGUUAUGGAUCCCGUUCGCAAAAUAGUAGGAACCACUCGUCGAAUAUGGAUUUGGGACUCAAUCAGUAUCUUCAAUCGCUGUCUCCCAUGAGACCUGAGUCUCAAAAGUUGCUUCAAUCACCUGGUAAAAAAUUCAGAGAAAUAGCAAAGGUACCAUAUAGAGUGCUUGAUGCACCUUCUUUGGCUGAUGACUUUUACUAUGAUUUGAUAGAUUGGUCAAGUACGGAUGUGCUUGCUGUUGCACUUGGGAAGUCGAUUUUCCUUUCGGAUAACGCUACAAAUAGUGUUACACAUUUGGCUACAUCUGAGACAGACUUCACCAGCUUAAGCUGGGUCGACUCGGGAUCACACCUUGCUGUCGGAUUGUCAAGUGGGAUCGUCGAAAUCUACGAUAUUUUGAAGAAUAAAUGUAUCCGUACUCUAUCCGGGCACGUUGAUAGAGUCGCAUGUCUAGGCUGGAAUCAUCAUGUCUUGACCAGUGGUUCAAGAGAUAGAAAAAUCCUGCAUAGGGAUGUGCGAGCACCAGAACCAUUCUUCGAGCAGAUCGAUACACAUUCGCAGGAAGUUUGUGGCUUGAAAUGGAACGUUAAUGAGAAUAAGCUAGCAUCCGGGGGCAAUGAUAACACUGUUUUCGUUUAUGAUGGUACUCUACGACAGCCGUUACUAUCUAUAGAAGAGCAUACAGCUGCUGUGAAGGCUUUGGCUUGGUCGCCACAUACAAGAGGGGUCCUAGCUACUGGCGGUGGUACAGCAGACAAGAAGUUGAAGAUAUGGAGCGUUUCAAAAGCUGUUAAAUUGAACGAAGUGGAUACCGGAUCGCAAUUGUGUAAUAUGCUUUGGUCAAAGAAUACAGACGAGAUAAUUACCUCCCAUGGAUACUCAAAGUAUAACUUAACACUUUGGAAUUACCCAACUCUAGAACCAAUGGCCGUUUUGAAAGGUCACAGUUUCAGAGUUUUACAUCUAACGUUAUCAGCGGACGGCACUACUGUAGUAUCAGGUGCCGGGGAUGAAACGUUGAGAUACUGGAAACUUUUUGACAAACCAAAGGCUAGAGGCUACCAGGAAUCUCUGAUAAGUAAUGCAUUCAAUACCCUCAGGUGA
This is a messenger RNA of Kluyveromyces marxianus DMKU3-1042, 1743 nucleotides long. It is a transcript of the gene CDH1, whose product is annotated as Cdh1p. Gene Ontology annotation, biological process: positive regulation of ubiquitin protein ligase activity; positive regulation of anaphase-promoting complex-dependent catabolic process; anaphase-promoting complex-dependent catabolic process. Bases 1 to 1743 code for a protein of 580 amino acids. The record is from RefSeq and is a predicted model, not a curated record. The transcript has a single exon. Gene Ontology annotation, molecular function: anaphase-promoting complex binding; ubiquitin ligase activator activity; protein binding. Lineage: Eukaryota; Fungi; Ascomycota; Saccharomycetes; Saccharomycetales; Saccharomycetaceae. Gene Ontology annotation, cellular component: anaphase-promoting complex.